AUGGGCAAGUGUUGCAGUCUUCAUACUGCUGGGAAGCUCCGUAGCCACUGAUGGGACCAGAAGUGGCAGGGUAAAUAGUACAAGAAAGCCCAUUUGGGCACAGCCCUAAAGGCCAACCCUUUUGGAGGUUCUUCUCAUGCCAAGGGAAUUGUGCUUGAAAAAGUAGGGGUUGAAGCCAAACAGCCAAAUUCUGCCAUCAGGAAGUGUGUCGGGGUUCAGCUAAUCAAUAAUGGGAAAAGAAUUAGAGCCUUUGUACCCAAUGAUGGUUGUUUGAACUUCAUUGAGGAAAAUGAUGAAGUUCUGGUUGCUGGAUUUGGUCGCAAAGGUCAUGCUGUUGGUGACAUUCCUGGAGUCUGCUUUAAGGUUGCCAAAGUAGCCAAUGUCUCUCUUUUGGCCUUAUACAAAGGCAAGAAGGAGAGACCAAGAUCAUAAGUUUUGAAGGUAAA
Phacochoerus africanus (Common warthog) is the source of this 446-nucleotide messenger RNA. Its product is annotated as 40S ribosomal protein S23-like. Gene Ontology annotation, biological process: translation. The record is from RefSeq and is a predicted model, not a curated record. The transcript has a single exon. NCBI's taxonomy places the organism in Eukaryota, Metazoa, Chordata, Mammalia, Artiodactyla, Suidae. Gene Ontology annotation, cellular component: ribosome; cytosolic small ribosomal subunit. Gene Ontology annotation, molecular function: structural constituent of ribosome.